Nicotiana tabacum (common tobacco) is the source of this 2017-nucleotide messenger RNA. Its product is annotated as putative serine/threonine-protein kinase PIX13. Lineage: Eukaryota; Viridiplantae; Streptophyta; Magnoliopsida; Solanales; Solanaceae. The record is from RefSeq and is a predicted model, not a curated record. Gene Ontology annotation, molecular function: ATP binding; protein kinase activity. Gene Ontology annotation, biological process: protein phosphorylation.
UAUAAAAAUUGGGAUACACGUUUUCUUCUUCUCUUCUUCCCCAGAAGACUGGAACGAACCUCAACAAGAUAUAUAUAAGCAUUUUUAUUAGUACCCAGUGACACACUACAUCUCUCAAAAUAGCAAUAUAGACAGGAAAUUAGGGAGAAAUGGGAAACUGCUGCCUAAAGCCUGUAGAUAAUCUUUCUACCACUAUUAAGCUUUCUAACCCUCCUGCAGCAUCCAAGAAACCUAGUACUUCUCUCAUCAAUAACGCCAAGGUGGUUCAUGCCGAGGGAACCACGAACGGUGGCGGCGGCGGUGGUGCUGGAAAAGAGGAAGUGGCAACAAGUGGGAAAAUUAUAACACCCAAUUUGAAAAUGUACAGUUUUGCGGAAUUGAAAAGCACAACGAGAAAUUUUAGACCAGAUACAAUAUGGGGGGAAGGAGGAUUUGGUAGAGUUUUCGAAGGUUGGGUUGAUAACAAGACAUUAGCUCCUUCUAAAGUUGGCAUCGGAAUGGCAGUUGCUGUCAAAAAAUCUAAUCAAAUAGCCUGCAAAGUCUCAAGGAAUGGCAGUAAAAAUUUAAGUUAUAUAUACGGACAGUUGAAAAACUUGUUGGAGAAAGUUGAUCAUAUAUUUCAACAGUGAAAAUGUUAUAAAAAUUGAACACAUUUUUAUGAUUGUGUGUGCAGGCAGAGGUAAAAUUUCUGGGAAAAUUUAGUCAUCCAAAUCUAGUACAACUAAUCGGAUACUGCUGGGAAGAGAAGCAAUUCCUACUUGUAUAUGAAUACAUGCAAAAAGGAAGUUUAGAAAAUCACCUUUUCAGAAAAGAGGGUGCAGAAACACUUUCGUGGGACACAAGACUUAAGAUAGUAAUAGGAGCAGCUCGAGGUCUAGCUUUUUUGCACACAACAGAGAAGCAAGUCAUUUACCGCGAUUUUAAAGCUGCCAAUAUUUUAUUGGAUGGGGAUUAUAAUGCCAAGCUUUCUGAUUUUGGAUUGGCUAAGUUGGGUCCUGCAAAUGGCAACUCACAUGUGACCACAGGAGUUGUUGGUACUUAUGGGUAUGCAGCUCCAGAGUACAUGGCCUCUGGACAUUUAUACGUGAAGAGUGAUGUGUAUGGUUUUGGCGUUGUAUUGCUGGAGAUCUUAACGGGCCUCCGGGUACUGGACCUGAACCGGCCCAAUGGAGAACAAAAUCUAGUGGACUGGGCCGAACCGUUAUUACCAGACAAGAAGAAGCUAAGGAAACUAAUGGACCCAAGGCUAGAGGGAAAGUACCCUACAAAGGCUGCAUUUGAAAUAGCACAACUAGUACUCCAAUGUCUUGAGCCUGAUCCUAAAACUAGACCUUCCAUUGAACAAGUUUUGGAGUCUUUGGAAAAAAUUAACACCAUCAAGAAGAAACCUAGAGAAUGCAAUGCCACCCACAACGUUCGCCUCUCCACGUUAAGAAAACUGUAAUUGGUAGCAACACGCACCAUUCACCCAUCAAUCGAAGCUAUUGAAGACGACCUGGCGUGUAAAUAUAUAUUUCUAAAGAAUUUUCUAAAUUACAACAUCGUUAUAGCAGGAUAGCAUUAUCUUUCAUUUUUCUUCUCAUGAUUUGCCCUUUUAAGUUACACUUUGCCUUUUAUUACUUGAGGGUCAUGUUUCCCUUUUUAUUACUUGAGGGAAAACAAAUAACCUUUGGGAAAAAAUUAUUGUCAAAGUACUCAUUACUCAACCUCACUUCUCCUCCCCCUUUUACCUUCUUGCCCUCUUCUCUAUGUAAGGCAAUCUUAAUUAAGUAAGAUCUAAUGGGUAGGCAAGUAAUACUGAACAGAAGCGCAGAGUAGCACCAAAAUGAGCAAGUAUGACAUAAUUUUGGCACAAAAACUUGAAAGUGUGAAACAAGGUAACAUAGAAAGAAGAUGACCGCAAUACUUGAACAUACAUCUGGACCUUAUUCAAGUGCAACAUAUAUUGUGUCGAAGUAAACACAAGAUAUCGAAGUUUGGUACAAACAGAACAUAAAAAAAACAGUACACUUUAUAG